AUGCCACGAAAAAAUUCUAAAGUCUGUUUUGAGGAUGUUUUUGAAAGCAUCUUGAGCAGAAAUGAUUGUGAAGUAGAAAACCUAAGCUCUGAUGAAGAGGUUGAUGAUACUGAUUAUGUUGCAUCCAAUAAUCAUGAUGGUAGUGAUGGUGACAGUAGUGAUGACAAUAGUGAUGAUAACGAUAGCGACGAUGUCGAAAGUGGGGAAAAUGGUGACAGUGCAGAUCCAGCAACCCAACAGAAACAAAAGAAAACAUUUCGAUGGAGAAAGAAAGAUAUGCCACCAUCUGAUGGCAGUUUUGAUUUAGCAAAAGAUGAUAUUGAAGAGAUCAAGUCACCGCUGGAAUAUUUCAGACAGUUUUGGCCUGAUGAGAUAAACAACUUAGUUGUAGAACAGACCAACUUGUACAGCACCCAAAAAACUGGUACUUCAAUUAAUACCAACAAUAAGGAGACCGAACAACUUAUUGGAAUGCACUUGAAGAUGGGUAUAAGUUGUACUGGUCACAGAAGAUGA
Molecule: messenger RNA, 516 nt
Organism: Paramuricea clavata
Lineage: Eukaryota; Metazoa; Cnidaria; Anthozoa; Malacalcyonacea; Plexauridae
Source: the annotation of a GenBank genome assembly